CUUCUCUCUCUCUCUCUCUCUCUCUCUCUCUCUCUCUCUCUUUGUCUCCUCACACCACAAGACACAUUGUUCAUUGAUCAAACCGAUCAUGUACAAUCUCCCCACUUCUUUUCUGGUUUUGUUCUUCCUCUUCUCCUUAUCACACCAUCUUCCUUGUGCUUCAAGUAAACAAAAACGUGGGUGGUGCGAAUCUCAGUUUCAGUGUGGAAACAUCACCGCCGGUUUCCCUUUCUGGGGAGGGAAUCGUCCCGAAGUUUGCGGUCAUCCAUUGCUGGAGCUUCGCUGCCUUGACAACAUCACCUCUUUAACCAUCUCAGACCAUUUGUACCACGUUCUUAGUAUAAAUCAUACAUAUAACACUCUUAGAAUUGCCAGAACAGACUUUUUACAGUCCAUUUGUCUCUCUCCAUUCCCAUUCGCCAACGCGACUUUGCCACCAGAAAUAUUCGAUAUUUUGCCAACCUACAAGAGCGUCACACUCUACCGUUGCUACCCUGUUCUUCCUGACCUUGCAAGGUACGGAUGUCCUGCGAUAGGUUCGGUCUCAGUGUCAGACAACCUUGAAAAUCCUAUUAGCUGUGAAGCACGUUUCGUCGUGAACGUUCCUACGAGUUUCGUUACAAAGGAGAAAAAGUUGAAUAUAACCAAUUUGGUAAGUGAUGUAAGAAAUGGAUUUGAGGUGAAGUUAAAUAUCGAUGAGAAUUCGUGUCAAGAAUGUUCAUCCUCUCAUAAAUAUUGCGGCUUUACCGGAACAUUACCAUUAGAAACUAAAUGCCGGCCACUCCAUCGACCAACUCGCUUUUCUUCUGAAGCGAAAAUAGCUACAAUAGCAGGUGUUUUUCUUCUUCCAUUCUUGGUCUUAACAUUGGUUGUCCAAAUUCUCCGAAAGAGAAAAACUUCACAUGAUCUGGGCCAGCACAAUCUCAAGGAACGUAUUCCACAACCAAGUCUCAAAGCACUUAUCCCACUGAAGCAGUAUAGCUACGAACAAGUGAAGAGAAUUACAAACUCAUUCGCGGAAGUGGUCGGACGAGGCGGAUUCGGAAUUGUCUAUAGAGGAACCCUUUCUGAUGGCCGUAUGGUUGCAGUGAAGGUCUUGAAAGACUUAAAGGGUAAUAAUGGUGAAGACUUCAUCAAUGAAGUUGCAAGCAUGAGCCAAACUUCGCAUGUCAACAUUGUUACCCUCCUAGGAUUCUGCUCUGAAGGUUACAAGAGAGCAAUUAUUUACGAAUUUAUGGAAAAUGGGUCUCUUGAUAAGUUCAUCUCAAGCAAGAAGUCAACAAAUAUGGACUGGAUGGAACUAUAUGGGAUCGCAUUAGGCGUUGCUCGUGGUCUAGAGUACUUACACCAUGGCUGCAGAACAAGAAUUGUACAUUUCGACAUAAAACCACAGAAUGUACUCUUAGAUGACAAUCUUUCCCCAAAAGUUUCAGACUUUGGCCUUGCUAAGCUAUGCGAGAGGAAAGAAAGUAUCUUGUCACUACUGGACACAAGAGGAACGAUAGGGUACAUUGCACCUGAAGUGUUUUCAAGAGUGUAUGGUAGAGUCUCCCACAAGUCAGAUGUAUAUAGCUAUGGAAUGUUAGUUCUCGAUAUAAUAGGAGCUAGGAACAAAACAUCAACCGAAGAAACUACAUCUAGCACAAGCUCAAUGUACUUUCCCGAAUGGAUAUAUAAGGAUCUUGAGAAGGGAGACAAUGGAAGGCUUAUCGAGAAUAGAAAAAGUAGCGAAGAAGAUGAGAUAGCAAAGAAGAUGACGUUGGUAGGUUUGUGGUGUAUUCAGCCUUGGCCAUCAGAUCGCCCAGCGAUGAACAGAGUGGUAGAGAUGAUGGAAGGAAACCUGGAUGCUCUUGAAGUGCCUCCUAGACCUGUUUUGGAAUAAUAUAGAGGAACCCUUUCUGAUGGCCGUAUGGUUGCGGUGAAGGUCUUGAAAAAAUCAAAGGGUAAUGAUGGUGAAGAUUUGGUCAAUGAAGUUGCAAGCAUGAGCCAAACUUCUCAUGUCAACAUUGUUACCCUCCUAGGAUUCUACUCUGAAGGUUACAAGAGAGCAAUUAUUUACGAAUUUAUGAAAAAUGGGUCUCUUGAUAAGUUCAUCUCAAGCAAGUCAUCGCUCAAAAUGGAUCGGACAUCACUUUAUAGAAUUGCACUAGGAGUUGCUCGUGACUUUGGCCUUACUAAGCUCUGCGAGAAGAAAGAAAGCAUCUUGUCAUUGCUAGACACAAGAGGAGCAAGGAACAAAGAAAAAGAUGAUCAAAACUAUGCAUCAAACGCAAGCUCUAUGUACUUUCCUGAAUGGAUAUAUAAGGAUCUCGAGAAAGGAGACGAUGUAAGGAUUAUCGGAAAUGAAAUCAGCAGUGAAGAAGAGGAGAUAGAAAGGAAGAUGAAAUUGGUGGGUUUGUGGUGUAUUCAGUCUUCUCCAUUAGAUCGCCCACCGAUGAACAAAGUUGUAGAGAUGAUGGAAGGAAGUGUUGAUGCGCUUGAAAUGCCUCCUCGUAAACAAGAACUUGGUUGGUGUGAAUCUCAGUUUCAGUGUGGGAACAUAACCGCUGGUUUCCCCUUCUCCGGUGGGAUUCGUCCCCAAAUUUGCGGUCAUCCAUCGCUAGAGCUUCACAGCUUUAACAACCAUACCUCUAUAAUCAUCUCAGACCAUCUUUACAAUGUUCUCCAUACAGAUCAAACAUCUAACACUCUUAGACUCGCUAGAGCAGAGCUUCAAGGUUCAUUUUUCAACGCUUCAUUCACAGCCACAACCUUACCUUCCAAAAUCUUUGAGCUUUCACCGACCUACAAAAGCCUGACUGUUUUCUACCUCUGCAACCCUAAGCUUUCUUACCGUUCAAGUUAUACAUGUCCUGAUAGUGGCCUUGUCUCAGUGUCUCAAAACCUUGAUUAUCAUGAUUCAUGCAAUGGCAGUUUCACGAUUAACGCUCCAAAGAGCUUUGUUCCAGAAGAGAAAGAGUUGAACAUGACAAAUUUGGAAAGUGCUUUAAGAGAAGGGUUUGAGGUAAAGGUGAAGACCGAUGAGAAAGCGUGUCAAGAAUUUUCGUCCUCUCAAGGAAUCUGUGGCUUCGAAAAUACCACCCAAGUUUGCUGCAAGGAAUCCUCAUCAUCAGUAUGCGAUACACUCCAUACACAUGAUGGUAAAUGUCUUAUACAUCUUAUUCUCAAGUUGCAGUUUUAAAAAGCCUAGGAUUAUUUUCCAUG
This is a messenger RNA of Arabidopsis arenosa, 3204 nucleotides long. The record is from the annotation of a GenBank genome assembly. Lineage: Eukaryota; Viridiplantae; Streptophyta; Magnoliopsida; Brassicales; Brassicaceae.